Argentina anserina (silverweed cinquefoil) is the source of this 1389-nucleotide messenger RNA. Its product is annotated as probable dolichyl-diphosphooligosaccharide--protein glycosyltransferase subunit 3. The transcript has a single exon. The record is from RefSeq and is a predicted model, not a curated record. Gene Ontology annotation, cellular component: oligosaccharyltransferase complex. Bases 34 to 1158 code for a protein of 374 amino acids. NCBI's taxonomy places the organism in Eukaryota, Viridiplantae, Streptophyta, Magnoliopsida, Rosales, Rosaceae.
GAGUGAUAAAAGAAACUAUUGAAGAAAAACGACAUGUCGUACGGGUUACCAAAAAGUCAACAGUCAACACUCAAAAAUCCAAGUCUUCUUCUUCUUCCUCACAAAAUCAGAAACCCUAAGAUUUCCUCAUCUGCAAAAAUGAGGAGAACAAUGUCUCCAAUUCCCAAACUACCCCUCCUCCUCCUCCUUUGCAGCCUCCUCUCUCUCGCCGCCGCCGAUUCGGACCUCGUCUCGGAGCUCCAAUCGCUCCAAUCCCGAUCCCCCUCCGGCGUGAUCCGCCUCACGGACCACACCGUCGCCCGCUUCCUCACCUCCGCCGCCGCCGCCCGCCGCCCCUACUCCCUCCUCAUCUUUUUCGACGCCGCCAAGCUCCAUGAUAAGCCGGAGCUCCACCUCUCCGACCUCCGCCGCGAGUUCACCCUCGUCGCCGCCUCCUUCAUCUCCAACAACGCCGCCUCCUCCAAGCUGUUCUUCGCCGACAUCGAAUUCCAAGACUCCCAAGCCUCCUUCGCCCAGUUCGGCGUCAACUCCCUGCCCCACAUCCGCCUCGUCGGGCCGGCCCACAGCCCGAAAGACUCCGUCCAGAUGGAGCAGGGCGACUUCUCCCGACUCGCCGAGUCAAUGUCCGAGUUCAUCGAGUCCAAGACAAAGCUCACCGUCGGACCGAUCCACCGGCCGCCGAUGUUCUCCCGCAACCAGAUCAUCCUCGCGGUCAUGGCCUUCCUGAUCUGGACUCCGUUCAUCGUGAAGAAGAUCCUCACCGGAAAAACACUUGUUCAUGAUCCCAGGGUUUGGCUCAGCGGCGCCGUUUUCGUCUACUUCUUCAGUGUUAGUGGUGCAAUGCACAACAUUAUCAGGAAGAUGCCGAUGUUCUUGGCCGACCGGAACGAUCCGAACAAGCUGAUCUUCUUUUACCAGGGCUCAGGAAUGCAGCUAGGAACAGAGGGGUUCGCCAUUGGAUUCUUGUACACCAUUGUCGGGCUGCUGCUGGCAUUUUCGACUAGGGUGCUUGUGAGAGUGAGGAAUUUGAAUGUGCAGCGUGUUGUUAUGCUCGCGGCGCUGGUGGUGUCGUUUUGGGCUGUGAAGAAGGUGGUGUAUUUGGAUAACUGGAAGACAGGGUAUGGGAUACAUGCUUUCUGGCCUACGAGCUGGAAAUGAGCUCGGUGAGGACUCACUGAAUGUGGUUCUAUACGAAAAGGUGACUUGCGUUUAUGGUUUUAGACUUUGAGAAUGAAUUCGGAACAUUUUGAUAUGUUAUAAUGCUGUCUUUGGCGGCCUGCAGGGUUUACAUUAUGUUUAAAUACUUAAGAACUAUGUGUUACUACUUACUUAGAAACUAUGUGUUACUAGACUUUAUGAUUUUGGUAACAUGCUUUGCGGUUUAUGAUG